CCUAAGCUUUGGUCUCAGCAUCAAAGGACAACUCAGUGCAAAGGCAUAUUCCACUGUGUAUUCACGACUGGGAUUUUUUUUGCCUGUCCCACCAAUUCUCUGAUACUCAAAUAAUCAAAACUCCGUCUCUUCAUUCUCUCAUCUUCAUCUACUCAACUCAUUAACAGUUGCCCCUCAUCCAACCCCACUAUCACCAACUGUUACCAAACAACACCGCCAACAUGCCUUCUGAUCUCGAUACCCUGCUCGAUAUGGGCUUUGACAAGGAGCGCGCUGAGAUUGCCGUCAAGAAGACUGGAGGCCUCCAGGGCGCUCUUCAGUGGCUUGAGGAUAACCAGGACAAGCCUAUUGAUGAGAUCAAGGCUGCUGCCGCUGCUAAGGAAGAGGGUGAUGACGAGGAGGACACGGAAGCCAAGAUUGCAGAGCUCGAGACCGGCACUGCCAAGUCAUUGAUCUGCAAUGAUUGUGGAAAGAGAUUCAAGAACCAUGAUCUGGCUACCUAUCACGCGACCAAGACCGAGCACACUGACUUCUCGGAGUCAACAGAGGAGAUUGCACCUCUGACCGAAGACGAGAAGAAGGCCAAGCUUGAGCAACUUCGCGAGCGCCUCGCCGCCAAGAGAGCUCUUCAAUCUGUCAAGGACAAGGAAGAUCACAAGCGCAACGAGCAAAUUCGCCAAAAGUCAACCAAGGAGAGCCAGGAAGCAAAGGAGGAGCUGGCCCGCAAGCAAGCAGUCAAGGAAGCGGCCCAGAAGCGACAAGAGAAGCUCGAGGACCAGGAAGCCAAGAGGCGCAUCAAGGCAAAGAUCGAGGCCGACAAAGCUGAGCGACGCCGAAAGGCAGAGGAGGCCAAGGCAGCUCGUGAGGGUCGAGCUCCUCAAGUCGAAGCUGCCACUCCUGGUGGCGCUGCUGCUGUGGCGGCCGCAUCUAAGCCCAAGAGCAACCAUAACGAAGCCCGACUCCGACUACAGACCGAUGGCGGAAACAUCACCAAGACCUUGCCCGCUGAGACGACAUUGUUCGAGCUGGCGCAACAGCUACAGAGCGAGACGGGGAAUGCUGUGUCUAGCUUCACGACUACGUUCCCUCGCAAGACCUUCGAGGGUGACAUCGAUUUCUCCAAAACCCUGAAGGAAGCGGGAUUGGUCCCGUCAUCGGUCCUGGUCGUCAAAUAAAUUUCUGACGUAGACAUGAAAGAUUGUGCAUGGCGCGGCGUUGGUGGGGACAUGGAAGAUGAAAUCUGUACCGGGAGUACUACGAAGAACAGAAAAAAGUCCUUUAGGUAGAAGUAGAGCAGACAAGAGGACGACAAGAUUCGUCCUGAUCACAAUCACAAUCGCCAGCACUCUGGCGAGAUAGUCACACUUUGAAGAGACCCCAGUUGAACUCAAACCACCCAUGGCGGGACUUUUUUUUUAUCAGAGCCGUAUGAAUUGACCAAUUCUCCCUCCGCGAAACUCCGUUGAGUGCGUUCCUCAUAGCAUCGUAUGUAAGAAGCUCCUCUGUCCAGGGCGCAGGUUACAGUGCCCGCCCUCCAUCCUGUAUGAUCGAUCGAUUGAUAACCC
Molecule: messenger RNA, 1565 nt
Organism: Fusarium verticillioides 7600
Lineage: Eukaryota; Fungi; Ascomycota; Sordariomycetes; Hypocreales; Nectriaceae
Exons: 4
Coding region: 222-1175 (317 amino acids)
Molecular function (GO): protein binding
Source: RefSeq, a predicted model, not a curated record